GGCCAUCUUCCCUUAACGUUCACAGUACUCAUGUUUCGUCAAUUUUGGGAAACAGCUCAAAAAUCACGGCGACCAUUUGCAACAUUUUGCAACAAUAGUUGUUUUAAUUACUGCCUUGCAUUUGGUGAAGCAGUUGUUUCUUGAUGUGUUUUUUCUUUUUUGACUCCUGAAUGUUUGGCGGGGUUCCUCGGAAAGCAUUCGGUGCGGGCACCAGGCGGUCGAAAAAACGAACCGUAUUCAACACAUUCCAACCUGGCUGAAAUGUUUCAGCAAAACAUGUGUUUCGGAAACUUGACGUGUGUUUUUGGGGGUGGGCUUGCCUUCCAGAAGUGUUUUGGCUCAGCGGGUUCGUGGGGAAUUUCUCCACUCGCUUUAGCUUUCCUGGAAGGUUAGGGCAUCCGUUGAGAUUUUGUGCUUGGUUUGCUUACGCCAAUGCAGUACCUCAGCUUCAAUGAGGCUGUGGGAGGAAAGGGCAAGAUCAAUAAUUUGCCGGAGGAAGACAGUGACACGCAGAAAGCCUUGCUGGAUCCAAUGCCUUUAAAAGAUACUUGGGUUCUAUGGGAGCAGGCUGUUGCGGCAGAAGGACGAGGCAAUAGCUACCAUGAGUCCAUGAAAGAGAUAGUGGCCUUCAAAACUGCCCAGGACUUCUGGAGCAUUUGGAAUGGGGUGCCCCAGCCCAGUGAGCUCCUUGACAACAAACGCAUCACAAGAGACAACGGUGGUGGGUCCCAGACCGCAAUCGACGCCAUUAUGCUCUUCAAACAGGGUGUGAGGCCAGAAUGGGAAGAUCCGCUUAAUGCAAGUGGUGGCCACUUCCAGGUGCAGCUGAAACCGGGGAUUGGUGGAGCUCAGAUAGACGAGUACUGGAACAACAUAGUUCUAGGUAUGGUUGGUGGUACCAUCGAGCCGUACGACGUCAUAACGGGCGUCCGGCUCGUGGAUAAACUCUCCGGGGCCAAGGCUGCGGGCAUUCUCAGGAUAGAGCUUUGGUUUGCUAGGUACGAUGACCAAACCUCAGUCACGGCGCUUAAGAAGAAUAUGGAGAAGUGCAUUUGCCAAAAACUCGACGGCACUGCGGGAACUGGAGUGAAGAUCGAACUCAAAGCUCACGCAUCUGCUGGGAAGCACUGAGAGCGCGGCGUAAUUCAUUUGCUGUGGGCUCCCGAAUACAUGGAGAGCACAUGCCGCAUGAAUGAUGCAUGUGUUUUUCAUGGCAACUUUUGGUUUUGAGGAUUGAUUGGGGUCAGACUUGUUCACAGCAUGGGAUGAUUAGGAUGUCAUGGGGGUUGGACAACACUUGC
Durusdinium trenchii is the source of this 1301-nucleotide messenger RNA. The record is from the annotation of a GenBank genome assembly. Lineage: Eukaryota; Dinophyceae; Suessiales; Symbiodiniaceae.